AUGGCAAACAGCUCUGACGUGUAUGGAGGCCCGCUCGAAGAUGGCACCUCAAUCUUCACGCAUCUUGCUGAAGGUCUCGCCAAAAACGCUGAUGGAUUGGCUGUGAUCACUGUGCACCAAUCAGCCGACCAUCUUUCUGAGCUCACCACCUGCAAAACGAGUCUGGACCCCAGUGGCACGGGGGCAGGCGAUGCAUCUACUCGCAACUGCCUGGCAUGGACUUACAAUCAGCUACAUGCGGCUGCCGUCAAGCUGGCAAUUGGCCUGCAACAACGGGGCAUCCAACCAGGCAUGCGGAUCGCGACAUUCAUACCGAACCGCGUGGAAUACCCGCUACUAUUGUGGAUGUCUACACUGCUCCGCGUAACGCUCUGCUCUCUCGAUCCUGGUGCAACUCAACCUCCUCGUGAAGCUGAACUGGAGUCAUUCCUGACUAGAUUGAAACCCGAUGCCGUCGUAGUGCUGGAUUCGUCUGCUGGCAUGCAAGUUAAUUCUGUUCUUUCGAGACUAAGUCUACCGGCCCCAAAAGUCAAGAUUGUUCUCGAUGGCGGACCUCGCGAGAAUUGGACUACCAUUAUCGACCUUGCGAGAUCUGUCAAGACGAAUGAAAGCGAGUCGGAAGCACUCGUUGAAUCUGCUCUGCAUGAUGAUCCGAACAGGACAAGCUUCAUACUCUUUACUUCAGGCACCUCUUCCGGCCGGCCAAAAGGCUGCGUCCGCCGCGUGGCUGGCACAACUAAUUCACUCCAUAUUCUGCGAUGGGGCGACGAGUUCCAUGCUAAAUCGCGAGUGGUGGUUUCGACUGCCAAUUUUCGCGUCAUCUGUCCGACACUACAUCUUUCUGCCUGGAAAGCCGGUGCUUGCGCAGUCAUGCCCGAUCCCACGAAGGGCGUUCAAGGAACGAUGCAGGCGAUCCGUGAGCAUGAGAUCACAUUCUUACUCUUCAUCCCAGCUCUCUUACAUGCUUUUGUCGCAGAGCUGCAAACAACAGGGAAGUCUCUGGACUCAAGUAGUAUUAAAGCGGUCGUAUUAGGAGGAGACGUGGUGACACGCGACCUUAUGUUCAAAGCAGAGAAGACUUUCCCGCAAGCCAAUAUUUUCGCCACGCAUGGUAUGACAGAAGGAGACAGUCUAUUCGAGUGGCCUUUCUUGAAUAGUACCAAUGGUGUGGAAAGCAUUCCCUACUUCAAGGAUAUUUGCCCGCUGGGUAAAGUGGCAAAAGGCGCUCAUCUCCGCAUUCGUGAUACGGGCACUGGGAAAAUUACUCGCAGAGGCGAGCCUGGAGAAUUGGUUGCGCACUGUAAGAGUAUCAUCAAGCACUAUCUCGACCACACAAACGAAGAAGCCUUUCUGCAAGACGAAGAAGACGGUAAACAGUGGUUCCGGACAGGCGAUUUGGCUGUCAUCAACGAGGACGGGCUGAUCUAUAUUCUUGGCCGCAUUAAAGAUAUAAUCAUGCGAGCUGCUAUACCGAUCACGCCUGCAGCACUUGAAAACUGCAUUGCAGUUUUCACGGGCUCCUCGGCGGCGGUCCUGGCGUGGCCGCACGCCACUCUUGGACAAGUCCCGUUCGCUGUCGUUGAGGACUUGCAUGGCAAGACAGCAGAAGACGUUAAGAGCCAGGUAUUGACGAUGUUCGGGAAAGACUACGCAUUGGAAGGGGUGGUGACUUUACGACAAUUAGGCUUAAAUUCGUGGCCAUUGAACGCUACAGGAAAACUUAUGAAGCUGGAGUUGAUGCCAAAGGUGGAGGAGUAUUUGAACACAACAUCUCUGACCCCGACGAGAUGAGGAUAUAGGGAAAAGCGCAAAGAGAACAAAGUUGAGAAAUGGAAAUCAUUCAUUGAAAUUCCUCCUCACAUCUCCCCAUUCAUCGACGACCAUAAACAUCAACAACCGAAACGCUACGAUGUGUCUUUCCGACAGAAGACGACUGCCGC
Cercospora beticola is the source of this 1940-nucleotide messenger RNA. RefSeq lists its product as uncharacterized. Gene Ontology annotation, biological process: secondary metabolic process. The record is from RefSeq and is a predicted model, not a curated record. Gene Ontology annotation, molecular function: CoA-ligase activity. NCBI's taxonomy places the organism in Eukaryota, Fungi, Ascomycota, Dothideomycetes, Mycosphaerellales, Mycosphaerellaceae.